This is a messenger RNA of Acipenser ruthenus (sterlet), 4047 nucleotides long. Its product is annotated as delta-type opioid receptor-like. Gene Ontology annotation, cellular component: membrane; neuron projection. NCBI's taxonomy places the organism in Eukaryota, Metazoa, Chordata, Actinopteri, Acipenseriformes, Acipenseridae. The coding region runs from base 615 to 1742 and encodes 375 amino acids. The record is from RefSeq and is a predicted model, not a curated record. The transcript is spliced from 3 exons. Gene Ontology annotation, molecular function: G protein-coupled enkephalin receptor activity; neuropeptide binding. Gene Ontology annotation, biological process: G protein-coupled opioid receptor signaling pathway; neuropeptide signaling pathway.
CAGAAGGUCUUUGUUUAACCGUACUAGGUGGGUUCUUAAUUCAUCAUUUAGGCAGCGCUGGAUGAUUUUUUUUAAGCUAGACCAAGGGAAUAGAAGUAAUUACUUUUUUUUUUUGUGCCGCUUGACUGACAAGCAUUUUUUUGAUUUCCAGCCAACUACGCGACUUUGACGUCGAUAGGGCUGUCGGGUUUUAUAAGAAAUCACCAGAGGAUGCGAAGCUGAACAUAUACCCGAUCUCAGCCAGAGUAAGUUACAGCACACUCUUACGCCUCGGCUUUUUAGGCAAGAGAGGAGCACAGCUGUGAUUCGCACCACCACGACUGGAUCCUGACAUACAGAUAAUUCUGCUACCUGCUAUUUUACAAGACCAGCGGGGUUUGACAACAAGAACCCGAAGCUUAAACAGAGAGACGAAGCUUAUCUGCUCUGGUGACACGUCCAGGCAUUCGAUCUUAGCGCUUGUAAAACGCGAGCUGAAUAUUUCUAAUUACCCCUCGUGCAGCUGUAAAUGUGACUUUUGCUUCGAGUGGUAUCAUACACACCUGUAACUGCGAGGAUUUUUUAAAAAAAUAUAUAUAUAUAAUUGAACAGAAGAACACAGAGGCACUUGAAACAUGGAGCUGUCCACUACCCCGGGUGCUGAUUAUACCGAUCUCUACUCGCUUUUACCUUUCAACAGUUCCUUUCAAGAAUACCCGAGCGAGCUACUGUCCAACAGAAGCCUCAACGGCACUGCGCGGAUCCCCGUGAACACUCUCACGAAUAUUAUCAUUGCCAUCUCUAUCACAGCGCUCUAUUCUGUGGUCUGCGUGGUGGGACUUUUAGGAAACCUCCUUGUAAUGUAUGGGAUUGUCAGAUACACCAAAAUGAAGACAGCCACUAACAUUUACAUCUUCAACCUGGCCCUGGCGGAUGCGCUGUCCACCAGCACUCUGCCCUUUCAAAGCGCCAAGUACCUCCUGGACACCUGGCCAUUCGGGGAGCUGAUCUGCAAGAUUGUCCUCUCCAUCGACUACUACAACAUGUUCACCAGUAUCUUCACCCUGACCAUGAUGAGUGUGGACCGUUACAUCGCUGUGUGCCACCCAAUCAGGGCACUCGAUUUCCGCACCCCAAUGAAGGCAAAAGUUAUCAACGUCUGCAUAUGGAUCCUCUCCUCUGUAAUUGGUGUGCCCAUCAUGAUCAUGGCUGUGACAAAAACUACAGAUAAAGGUAACAUCAUAUGCAUGCUGGAAUUCCCUGACCCUGGCUGGUACUGGGACACAGUAACCAAGAUCUGUGUGUUCAUUUUUGCCUUUGUGGGGCCUGUGCUGGUCAUCACCAUCUGCUACGGGCUCAUGAUCCUGCGGCUGAAGAGCGUGCGUCUGCUGUCUGGCUCCAAAGAGAAGGACAGGACCCUGCGACGGAUCACCCGCAUGGUGCUAGUGGUGGUGGCUGUCUUCAUCAUCUGCUGGACGCCCAUCCACAUCUUUGUCAUCGUGAAAACCCUGGUGGAUAUCGACAAGAAAAACCCCUUUGUCAUAGCAAGCUGGCACCUUUGCAUCGCUUUGGGCUACACCAACAGUAGCCUCAAUCCUGUCCUCUAUGCCUUUCUGGAUGAGAACUUCAAGAGAUGUUUCCGUGAUGUCUGCCUUCCCUUUCGCUCCAAGAUGGAGCAGCACAGUUUCACCAGGGCGAAGAAUGCCACCCGGGAACCCGUUUCCGUCUGUGCACCUUCAGAAAUGGGGAAGAAACCAGUAUGACUAGACAUGGAUAGUAAGCUGUAUGGAUCCCGUUCUAGGAGAGCCCAACAAGACCUUCAGUCAGAGGUCACACAAAUCUCCACUACAGAGUUUUAACCAUCAAGACAGUCCAGGAUGUCUUUUUUUGUAAAGCUUUAUGAAAUAUUUUUCUUUUGCUAAUUUUUUUUGCCUCCUUGCAUCCUAAUACAAAACAUCUCUCCCAUACAUCUUGAAAUGAAAAAAGUUGAUCCUAUUUCACGAAUAAAUAAAUAACAAAUCUUCUAAAGUUUUAACAUACUGCAUCUAAGCAAAAAAAUAUAUAUAUUGGAUGACGCCCUAUUACUGGAUAACGACUUUAAACUUUUAUAUUACAGACUGUUUUAAAACUGACAAAUGAAGACUGGUGGCCAUUAGCACUUCUGCUAGGUUGACAGGGUAAGAGUAAAAUAAUGCAUAUUUGCAUUCAUUGAAAGAAGCACCAAUCAUCACAAUUUAUGAUGCUUUAUAGAACAAUUGCCACACUUUGAGGCCAUUAAGGUGGAUUUUCAGAACUUGAACAAGUCUACAGCACCUUAAGCAUAUUAAUACAUUUAAAUAUCUUUCUUAAUGGGCCCACAAGUGGCUCACCUGAUAGAAGCGCAGCCCUGUGGUGCGCAGGGUGAGUCAUACAGCGAAGGUUCGUGUCCUGGCUGUGCAAAGUAUACUGGUCUUCACUGGGGACUCCGAAGAGAGCGUCGCAUUGGCUGUGGCGCUCCUGUGGGUUAGGGAGGCAAAACCGACAGGGACUGUUUCUCCUCAUCGCUCUACAGCGAACCCUGCUGGCCAGGCACCCAGUGAACUCGGAGCGGACACCUGCAGGGCUGGCCUGGUCAGUAGCUCGCUGACAUCCGCUCUCGAGUUCCUGGGUGAAAAAGGACGCUGGCUUGGUCGUGGGAUCAGAGGAUGCCCACUGAAUCUUUGUGUCUCCUGAACCAUGUGAGGAAAAGUGAUUGGGCAUUCCAAAUUCAGAGAAAAUAUAUAUACACAUACAUACAUACUGUAUAUAUCUUUCUUAACCACAAACAUUUAAAGUAUCACUGCACAAUUUAGUGAGCUCUGUGUGUUUGUGCCCAUUGACUUUUCCAAGGAAAGAGACAUAUGGAGAGCAGAAUUACAUACUACACAGGACAACAAUGUCUCAAAAGUUAUACCCUCAAUGACUACACACUACACACAUCAUAACUAAAAAGUUGAAAGAAGGCACCAUACGGUAUUUUAGGAGAAAGUUUUCUUUUAUUUUCUGAAGAAAACUGCUCUGCCCAUCAUCCCCACUAAAACCUAGAUCUUCACUUAAAAACAUCAGCAUGGACAGAGGCUUCUUCCAUUGCAUAAUCAAAAACAGAAGAGCAGCAUCACAGAAUUGUCAUGAAUGUGAUUGUACAGUGCUAAAUAUUGACAUCAAUAUAAAGCAGUAGGAAGCUACAAGAUAAUCCUGGCAUACUGUGCACAUCUAGGCAUUAUCUAAUAUAAGCAUAGUGCCUCUAUUGUUUCAGUUAAUACAGAGACAAGACUGCAGGCAUUCAUGUCAAGAAAAUUAAAACCUUGAACUUCAUUUAUAAAACUCAAGUAUCUACACUACUGUACAUUUUAAUAUUGAAAUCAUGUCAGUUGGUUUGAUUAUGCUCUGUGGUAUCUUUUCCGAAAGUCCUUUAAAUACUAAGUGAUAGGGUCACUGUGUAGCUUUAAGCAGUAGUCAAUGGGUUACCCAUAUUUUGGGAUAUUUAAAUAAGUAUUGCUGGAAAAGCCAAGUGAAGUUAAACUGUAGUUAUUGGGCACUCUUACAGUGAAAAAACACAUUAUAAUGAUACACUGUACUAGUGUUAUGCCUGUAUUAUAUAUAAGUACAGACUACAUCACAACUGCUGUCAGGAUCACCUAUCCACCCAUGUAGUCCAGUAACAAGUGCUCUGGGAAUGUCCCAUGACUUUAAUUGAUCUGUCAACUGAUAGGAAUAAAGACGCACGUUUUUAACGGUUUCUAUGCCUGCCUGUUGGUUUGCUUACAUACGCUACCCUGUAACGCAAACAACAGCGAGUUUUAUCUCUAUGACAAUUUGAACCUGUUUUCGUACUUAGAAAUACAGUGACAAGUUAGAAUAUUUCGACAAUAUGUCGAAACACGUAAGCUUUAUUUAGUUUUUAUUUUGGCCUUGUUCUUAAUAAAAUCUGAAUAAUUGAGAGACACUUUGGGAUAUAAGUUUUUCAUUAAGCCAGAGUUGCCAUCUUCACUCUUCAGUGGUGGAAUCAUGCAAAGUAUUUUUUCUUUCAUUUUGCAUUUCUAUUUUCUA